Molecule: messenger RNA, 1296 nt
Organism: Branchiostoma belcheri (Belcher's lancelet)
Lineage: Eukaryota; Metazoa; Chordata; Leptocardii; Amphioxiformes; Branchiostomatidae
Product: vasopressin V2 receptor-like
Exons: 4
Coding region: 1-1296 (431 amino acids)
Biological process (GO): G protein-coupled receptor signaling pathway
Cellular component (GO): membrane
Molecular function (GO): G protein-coupled receptor activity; peptide binding
Source: RefSeq, a predicted model, not a curated record
AUGAUCCACAACGCAACCAUGGAUUAUGUCCCUUCGGCAACGCCUGUAGCUAACGUUGCCACCCCGGCACCACUGCCAGAGGCGACCGUGUGGAACGCCACUGCCGGCGGCCUCCAGAGUAUCUGGACAGCUCCAGUAGUCCAGCGAGUGGCCACGUUAUCGGUGCUCAUGGUGCUGAACCUGGUCGGCAACGGUGUCAUCAUCCUGGUCGUAUCGGCCGCGGGGGUGAAGAAGGGCCUGAACAGAGUCAACAUCUUUAUCCUGCACCUCGCCAUCGGGGACAUCUGCGUGUGUCUGGUCACCAUGACCAGUGAGAUUGUGUUCGUGGCGUUCGGCCAGUGGGUGCUCGGACCGGUCCUCUGUAAGGUCAUCGUGUACGCGCAGGUCAUCACUCUGGCCAGUACAACAUUCAUCCUCACCGCGAUGAGUCUGGACCGGCACCAGGCCAUCACGGACCCGAUGAACGUGGCGGCGGACCCCGAGCGGAAGGCGAAGCGGAUGAUCCUGGCAGCGUGGAUCAUGGCGUUCCUGGUCGCCGUGCCGCAGCUCUUCAUCUUCCUGCAGCAGGAGAAGGAAGGGCCAGACGGCGUCAUCACGCACAGAUGUGUCAGUCAGGGGUACACGGCUGAGUGGCAGCGCAAGGUGUACAUGACGUGGAUGGCGGUGUACGUGCUAGUGGCGCCCGCAGUCAUCAUCACCUGCUGCUACGUGCGGAUCGUCAGGACCGUGUGGCACACCGACCGCGAGCAGCGCCGCAUGAGCUGCAGAAGGCAGAGGGGGAUGCGCCGCACGGGGUCCACCAUCACGUCCGCUAAAAUCAAGACGAUCAAGAUGACCCUCUGCAUCAUCAUCGGGUUCGUGACGUGCUGGACGCCGUACUUCGUCGUCACGCUGUACGAGGUCUACACGGGCAAGUCCCUGCCGGACGUGGCGUACGUCAUCGCCGAGACCAUGGCCCUCUUCAACUCCGCCUUCAACCCGAUCGUGUACGGGUUCUUCAACCUGAACGUGAAGAACACCAUCCUGUCCAUGCUGCCCUGCUCCUGGGCUGACGGCGGCUGGUCCCGCCCCAGCUCCCUCUACAAGACGGAGGACACGUACACGGACCCGUUCUUCAUGAGACGGUCGUUCCACAGGCUGUCCAGAAGCAGCAGCAUCAGGAGGAAACCCAACCCCAACCGCCGCGCCACGCUGGCGAUCGAGAUGGACAAUUUGGGCACGAGACGAAAAAGCUCCGGUUCAAGCAAUGGUAACAGGGUGCCGAACUCCAACGGUGUGCUGAAGUCAGCAGUGUAG